Messenger RNA from Mixia osmundae IAM 14324, 606 nucleotides. RefSeq lists its product as uncharacterized. Bases 1 to 606 code for a protein of 201 amino acids. The transcript has 2 exons. NCBI's taxonomy places the organism in Eukaryota, Fungi, Basidiomycota, Mixiomycetes, Mixiales, Mixiaceae. The record is from RefSeq and is a predicted model, not a curated record.
AUGGACGCAGGCACAGUCGACUUUGCGAACGAUCAGACCUUCCAAACCGGACUCAGGGCAGUGUUGAGACCGCUGAUCGAGCGUGGCGCAAGCCGAGAGGAAGUCCAAGCUGUCACACAACGAGCAAAGGCGUUCUACCUCGCUCGACUGGCUUCUGAUCCCUCACUGGCUCGUCCAUCGCUAUCCCGAGUGAACGGCAGCGCGACAGAGACUGAUCAUGAUCCUCCGCUGGCAUCCAGCACCCUCGCGACGUCAGAUGCAACAGAGGCACCGGUCGAGGCAGCCCCUACAGAAGCCUAUCCUGCUUCCUUCUCCGAAAUCGCUGAAUUGAUCGCAACGGGGGCACCCAUACCGGGCAUCAAGCAGAUACCCAACAUGCUCAAUGACGCACCGCCGAGCGAGCCUGUCGUAGCGACACAGGCAGGUGCAGGACGAAAGCCGUGGGAGCAUGCGCGACUCGGAGCGCCGAAUCAGAGUAGCGAGGCCAGUGAUACUGUCCUCGACGCAACGCAGCCAGAGCCCCGGAAUGCCGAGCAGAUGGAACUUGCGCCGAGCGGUCGGCCGGUUAUGAGUCCGACGACUGCCGAAAUGGAGCAGAGUGCAUGA